AUGCUCGAGAAUCCGACUGUAAGACUGCGAAAUUCGGUCAUUUCGGGCAAACUUCCCAUAGUUAAGCGUCUUUUGAGCCGGUUUCCGGAUCUUUUGACAGAUGUUGAUCCCAGAAACGGAUGGUCGCUGUUGCACUACGCUUCGUACCAUGGAAGAUACCUGGUAUGUGUGCAUCUGUUACAGCUGGGCCAUGGCAAAAAUGAGAUUUUGAAAACUUUCAAGAACAACACAUGCGUGCAUUUGGCGCUUUUGGAAGGACAUGAACAAACCGCACAUUUGCUGCUGCAACAUUUCCCGUAUUGUUUGAAUAUGAAGGGCUCGCAUGGUCUCACACCGGUGCAAAUGACGUGUUUGCGGGAUCAUCAUAGAUGCUUGAGUCUGCUUUUGGGCCUGGGCGCAGAUCUGAGUCUCCGAGACGACGACAAUUACACAGCAUUAGACGCAUGUCUGAAAUAUGGCAGCGUGAACUGCAUGCGGAUUCUGAUAUUGGAAGGCGAGCUGGACGAAACAGAAGUUGAGAAGAAACCUGGAGCAUGGGCCCCAGAAGACCUGUGUUUGACUUUCCAGCUGGUAGACACUUACCACAAGGUAUUGCGAGAUAAAAGAACUCACAGUGGGCUGCCGAAAAGGCCAAGCUACCAAUCCAUGGUGUCCCCGCUGACGAUCCCGAAGCCGGUCUUUGAGAACAGCGGGUCGCCUUUGAUGACCACGUCGCCCGCAGCGCAGUCUCUUGCGUCACAGCUUCCGCCACUGCCAGCAAUCUCCACAAGCCGCAGAACGUCUGUGGGGAGCCAUCACAACAUAAGGUCUCCCAGGACACCGGUAUCGCAUACGUUCCACACCGGUUCGCCCACCCGCCGUCGUCUUUCGUACCUCAGCCACGUCAACACUGCGUCAUCGACGUCUUUGUCAUUGUCGAGAAGGGAGCCAAGUCCCAACGUCAAUGGGGCAAUACGUGGGAAGCCAGAGGAUAGCGGGUUUGAGUGGCACAACAAAUACAGCACGUCCAGCGUAAGCAUGGAGAGCAACCGAAACGACUUGAAUCGCGAAUGCUCGUCUUCUGCAAAUGAUUUAGAAACGCCAGAGGAUUCACGCGGGUCCAGCAAUUCUACAAUGCUCAAGAACGAAAGGACACCGACGGGCAAAGAAAGCCAGCUAUCGGUUCUCAAUGUGCCGGUUUCCAAGAUAAGAAGAUGA
Lachancea sp. 'fantastica' is the source of this 1197-nucleotide messenger RNA. Lineage: Eukaryota; Fungi; Ascomycota; Saccharomycetes; Saccharomycetales; Saccharomycetaceae. The record is from the annotation of a GenBank genome assembly.